This is a messenger RNA of Solanum lycopersicum (tomato), 543 nucleotides long. RefSeq lists its product as uncharacterized. Lineage: Eukaryota; Viridiplantae; Streptophyta; Magnoliopsida; Solanales; Solanaceae. The record is from RefSeq and is a predicted model, not a curated record.
AUGUGGCAAUAUAGCCAAGUUUUGGGCGGAGUUUCGAUCAUUUUGGAGUUGGUUCAGACAGCCUUCCAUGAGAGAUUCUUUCCUAGAGAGAUGAGGAAGGCCAAGGUUGAGGAGUUUAUCAACCUUAAGAAGGGAUCCAUUGCAGUCAGGGAGUAUUCCCCGAAGUUUGUUAAACUGUCCAGGUAUGCUACAUCCAUUGUAUCUAACAAUAAGGAUGAUAUGAGUAGGUUCCAAACAAGAACCAAUGGAGAUUUGGAGGAGGUAGAGGACAGCCGUAAGAAGAGAGGAUUUCGUGAUGCUAGGAGGCCUAAGCCUCAAAAUCAUGCAGGUCCUAGUAAUGAAGGCAACAGAAAUAAUUUUUGCAUCCGUGAACAGCCCAAAUUCAAAAAAGGGCAACAAAGUUCAGGGAACUGUAACUUUCAAAAGAGUACAACACCUAGAGAAGGCGUAGCCGAGCACAAGAAGGGCAAUGGAGGUGAUAUGCAUCGUCCCAGUAAGAACUGUACUAAGUGUGUCUGUGCUCACAGUGGAGAGUGCAAAUAG